Messenger RNA from Aphidius gifuensis, 3160 nucleotides. RefSeq names its product beta-1,4-mannosyltransferase egh (gene egh). The coding region runs from base 254 to 1630 and encodes 458 amino acids. Gene Ontology annotation, cellular component: cytoplasm. Lineage: Eukaryota; Metazoa; Arthropoda; Insecta; Hymenoptera; Braconidae. Gene Ontology annotation, molecular function: beta-1,4-mannosyltransferase activity. The transcript has 3 exons. The record is from RefSeq and is a predicted model, not a curated record.
CUUGUUUAAUUUUUUUUUUUUUUUUUUUUGUGUCAACUCCGCGUGUUUUUCUCUCUUCCCUUCUUCCCAAGGCGUCGUGUUUGUGUGUGCCUCCACCCAAAAAAAAAAAGGGCAUAAAUCAAAAUCCAAACUGUUUGAUUAUUUGGUUAUUUGUCAAUUCGACUAUUCAAGGUGGAGCAGGAAGAAGGACGUAAUUAUUAAUCCACACGGGUGACAAUAAACCUGUGUCACAAAUUAAGAAUAUAGAAAAAACAUGCUAAACAGCAUAACGAAACACAUAUUACACUGUUGCCUGUUGGCACUGGUGAUUGUGAUAUUUGAAUAUGUAUCUGGUGCAUUGUCAUUCUCAGAUGCUCCAAAAGCUGAAAUAAAUCCAUUGGCUGAUUAUGGAAUAAUUGGUACAACAUUAUUAUAUCUUUUACGUGCAUUAACAUUUUUAUCAAUACCACAAGUAUUAUUUAAUUUUUUUGGAUUAGUAUUGUUUAAUGCAUUUCCUGAUAAAGUAUCAUUAAAAGGUUCACCACUAUUAGCACCAUUUAUUUGUAUACGUGUUGUAACACGUGGUGAUUAUCCAGAACUUGUUAAAGAUAAUGUAUUGAGAAAUAUGAAUAAAUGUCUUGAAGCUGGUCUUGAAAAUUUUCAAAUUGAAGUUGUUAGUGAUAAACCAAUUGGACUAACAUCACAAAGAAGAUUAAGAGAAGUUGUUGUACCAACAUCAUAUAAAACAAGUACUGGUGCAUUAUUUAAAGCACGUGCAUUACAAUAUUGUCUUGAAAAUAAUGUCAAUGAACUUGCUGAUAAUGAUUGGAUUGUACAUCUUGAUGAAGAAACAUUAUUAACUGAAAAUUCAAUACGUGGUAUACUUAAUUUUACACUUGAUGGUAAACAUCAAUUUGGACAAGGUUUAAUAACAUAUGCAAAUGAAGGUGUUGUUAAUUGGAUAACAACACUUGCUGAUAGUUUUAGAGUUGCUGAUGAUAUGGGUAAAUUAAGAUUACAAUUUACAAUGUUUCAUAAACCAUUAUUCAGUUGGAAAGGAUCAUUUGUUGUAACACAGAUGUCUGCUGAACGACAAGUGUCUUAUGACAAUGGUCUUGAUGGUUCUGUUGCUGAAGAUUGUUUUUUUGCAAUGAAAGCAUAUACAAUGGGUUAUUCAUUUAAUUUUAUUGAAGGUGAAAUGUGGGAAAAAUCACCAUUUACAUUUUUUGAUUUUGUACAACAACGUAAACGUUGGAUUCAAGGAAUUCUUCUUGUUGUACAUUCAAAAGCAAUACCAAUACAAAAAAAAUUAUUACUCGGUAUAUCAUGUUAUUCAUGGGUAACAAUGCCAUUAUCAGCAUCAAAUCUUAUUUUAAAUGGUUUAUGUCCAAUAAAUUGUCCUCAAUUUGUUGAUGUUAUUUGUGCAUUUGUUGUUGCUAUUGGCAUAUACAUGUAUAUAUUUGGUGUCAUCAAAUCAUUUUCAUUAUCUCGUUUUGGUUUAUCAAGAUAUAUUUUUUGUAUAUGUGGUGCAUUAGCAACAAUUCCAUUUAAUUUAAUCAUUGAAAAUGUUGCUGUUAUUUGGGGUUUAUUUGGUAAAAAACAUAAAUUUUAUGUUGUCAGUAAGGAAUUAAGGCCAGCAAUAACAGUUUAAUACAAAAUUUAAAAUUAAUAAUAAUAUAAUACUUUGAUAGCUAGAUGAACUGGCCCUUAUUCCAUACCUGGUUACCUGGCUUCAGUGAGAGCAUAUUAGGAAGCAACUACUUUAUUUCGUGGAAGACAAUCCAAACAUUAAUCAAAAAUAAAAUUUAUAAUAAUUCAUUAAUUAAAUUCCUUCUUAAUAUUCGCGUUUUAAUUUUUUAGCUAUAAAUUUUUGUGCACUUCAGGGAAAUAAUUUUAUUAUCUUUUUUUUUUUGUAUAAUUAUAUUAACAACUAAGCGCACAUGAAUUUAUUCAUUGAUUAAUCCAUUGUGCCAUAGUUUGAUGAUGAAAAUAGGCACAUGAUCUGAAAAUCAAUAUAAUAUUUAAUUUGGUUGUUGCAUCAUCGGAAGAUGUCUAGUCAAGGCAAUAAUUGUAAUAUCGAUAAUUGUUUUCCUUUUUUAUUAUUAUAAUUAAAGGAAUUUAUUUUUUUCGAUUAUUCAACUUCCAGACCACUAAUUAAGAUCUUUUUUUUUUUUAAUUUAACGAGCUUGAUAUUAUCUUGCGAAUCUCAAAAGUAUUCUUGAUCAAAUUUAUGCCCUCUUGAGGUAUUUAAAAUUAUACCUUGUUUUUUAUAUUAAUAAAUAAAUAAAUAAUAAAAAAAUUAAUAUAUCAUUGUUGUGAUAAAAGAAAUGCAUAAGUCUUAUUUUUAGAUAUUUUUUUUUUUUCAAUAAAUAAAAGGCGUAUGUCUUUGUUUCUGGUAUUUUUAUUCCAUUUUUUUUUUCUAAAAAUUAUACUUACGCCUUUCUUUUAUUGCAGUAAUGAUAUUUAUUUACAUAUAAAUAUAUAAAUAUAUAUAAGAAUAUGUCCUCGUGUUCAUGCUAAAUUAGACCAUUUAGAUACUUAUUAAUUGUAACGUAAACUUUAGGUGUAAAAAAAAUAAAAAUAAAACAGAAAAAUAAAAAAACAUUCGCUAGGAUUUACAUUAAUUUACCAAAGGCAUUGUAAUAUUUAUAAUUUUUGAUUAAAUUCACAAAAUAAUAAAUUUAUAUUUUACGUUUUAAUGAAUAAUAAUUUAGCAAUGAUAUUUGUUUUUUUUCAACUGCAAUAAUUAAGACUUAAUAUAUUUAAAAAAUUCAAUGGGAACAAAAUAUAUAUUUCGAGACAAAUGUUAAUUUUUAUUUUUUACUUAUGACUAGCUAACAAAUUUUGCUGAUUUUAUUUAUAUACUGUAUAAUCUCAUUUUUGUUUUUUAAUUAAUUUUCAAGUUAAGUAGUCAGUUAGUGUUAUUUUCUCUUUAAUAAAUUGCAUAUCACUCAUUGAACAAUGAAAAUUUAAAAAUGUGAAUAAUUUAUUAAACAAAAAUUAAAAAAAGAAAUAAAUAAUUUUAUUUGAUAGUAUUAAAUAAACUGACAUGACUCAAGCAUGAGUCACUUCAAAAAAAAAAAAUUAAAUCAUUAAGGCCGAAGAAAUAGUGCUCUACUUAAUAAUUAAAAUAUGAUUUUAGUUUAUACAAACGAAAAAAAAAAAAACAAACUAAUUUCAA